This is a messenger RNA of Physeter macrocephalus (sperm whale), 1243 nucleotides long. It is a transcript of the gene NMBR, whose product is annotated as neuromedin B receptor. Gene Ontology annotation, biological process: bombesin receptor signaling pathway. Gene Ontology annotation, molecular function: bombesin receptor activity. NCBI's taxonomy places the organism in Eukaryota, Metazoa, Chordata, Mammalia, Artiodactyla, Physeteridae. Gene Ontology annotation, cellular component: plasma membrane. The record is from RefSeq and is a predicted model, not a curated record.
CCCCGCGGGAGGUAAACUUGGCAAGAGGGAAAUCCAUUAAGCCCAAGAGUGCGUUGCACUUUUCAGGGCACCUGGGUGCAUGAAAACUCCAGCGGACUCUCCUGGGAAAGAGACCAUGCCCCCCGAGUCUCUUUCCAACCUCUCCCGGACCGCGGGCGUAUAUCAGAGCGGUUUCGUUCCAGAGGUCUCGGCAAGGGAUUUCCUACCCGCCCCGCACGGGACCACUGCGGAGUUCGUGAUCCGCUGUGAUCCGUCCGUCUACGUGCUCACAGCGGGCUUGCUGGGCAACAUCAUGCUGGUGAAGAUCUUCAUCACCAACAGCGCCAUGAGGAGCGCCCCCAACAUCUUCAUCUCUAACCUGGCCAUUGGGGACGUGCUGCUGCUGAUCACCUGCGUCCCUGUGGAUGCUUCCCGCUACUUCUUCGACGAGUGGAUGUUCGGGAAGGUGGGCUGCAAACUCAUCCCGGUGAUCCAGCUCACCUCCGUGGGGGUGUCCGUGUUCACUCUCACUGCCCUCAGAGCCGACAGUUCCUGUAAUACUCUUUCUAAAACGACAGUCCUACAAAAAUGGCAGGCGGGCUCUCAACCACUGCGCCACCAGGGAAGCCCUGUGCUUUCAUUUUUAAAGAUGGAAACACGGAAACGCCUGGCCAAAAUUGUGGUGGUCUUUGUGUGUUGCUUUGUCUUCUUCUGGUUUCCAAAUCACAUCCUUUACAUGUAUAGGUCUUUCAACUAUAAUGAGAUUGACCCAUCUCUAGGCCACAUGAUUGUCACCUUAGUGGCCCGGGUUCUGAGCUUUUGCAGUUCUUGUGUCAAUCCAUUUGCUCUUUAUCUGCUCGGUGAAAGCUUCAGGAGGCACUUCAAUAGGCAGCUCUGUUGUGGAAGGAAGUCCUAUCGAGAGAGAUCAAGCAGCUACCUACUCAGCUCCUCCGCAGUGCAUGUGACAUCCCUGAAAAAAAAUGCUAAGAACAUGGGGACCAAAUCUGUAUUACUUAGUGGGCACAAUGUGAAGCAGGAAAUGGCACUGUGAUUUUGGCCAUUCAACUCACUACCUGAAAAGAACUUACUCUCGUAUCUCUAUUGAGUAAAGCAAAACUAAACAACUUUUUCUUUCUUACUAUAUCUCAGCUCAUUCAUUGAACAGUUUCAUGAUUAACUCAGAAAAGGCAAGUCAAACAGAGUUACCAUUUUUCACUGAACAAGACUUUAAAUGACAUUAAAAACAUAUGUAUUACUCACAUUA